Mangifera indica (mango) is the source of this 2240-nucleotide messenger RNA. RefSeq names its product transcription factor MYB3R-5-like. Gene Ontology annotation, cellular component: nucleus. The transcript is spliced from 9 exons. Gene Ontology annotation, biological process: regulation of DNA-templated transcription. Lineage: Eukaryota; Viridiplantae; Streptophyta; Magnoliopsida; Sapindales; Anacardiaceae. Bases 280 to 1821 code for a protein of 513 amino acids. The record is from RefSeq and is a predicted model, not a curated record. Gene Ontology annotation, molecular function: RNA polymerase II cis-regulatory region sequence-specific DNA binding; DNA-binding transcription factor activity, RNA polymerase II-specific.
UCAGAAAUAUUGUUUUUACGUUUUGCUUUACUGUUUUUGAUCACGUUACCGUUAAAUUUUGAACCACAAGUAGCUCUGAUUGGCUCAAAAUUUGUUUCGUUCUUGUUUGUUGAAAACCCUAUAAUUGUUUAUGAUUUCAUCUGUGGUUUUUUUAAUUCGUUUUUUUAUCUGAUUAGUAAAUUUUAAGACCUGGGUUUGUCUGUAUGUGUGUUGGCGAUGCCGGGUUUGGAGAAUUUUGUUCAAUAGAUUUUGGGUUUUGGAGAUGAUGUGUAGAAGGAGAUGACAGAAUUGCAAGUAGACGAGUGUUGCCUUGAGAACAAACGAUUAACAAUCGCUUCAAGCUCUUCUGUAUCUGAAGGUAGUGGCAGUGCUUUUCUAAAGUACCCUGGAGUAUCUAGCCCUGCAACUACAUCACUGACUCAUAGGAGGGCCACAGGACCGAUUAGGCGAGCUAAAGGAGGUUGGACACUAGAGGAGGAUGAGACAUUAAGAAAUACUGUAGCAACUUUUAAAGGGAAGAGUUGGAAGAAAAUUGCUGAGUAUUUUCCUGAUAGAUCAGAAGUACAAUGUCUGCAUCGAUGGCAGAAAGUUCUCAAUCCAGACCUUGUUAAAGGACCUUGGACUCAGGAGGAGGAUGAUAAAAUAAUUGAACUAGUGUCAAGAUAUGGGCCCACAAAAUGGUCUGUCAUUGCAAAGUCUUUACCUGGUCGUAUAGGAAAACAAUGUCGAGAGAGGUGGCACAAUCAUUUAAAUCCUGAUAUAAAGAAGGAUGCCUGGACUCUAGAGGAGGAAUUAGCACUAAUGAAUGCCCACAGGAGAUAUGGGAACAAAUGGGCUGAAAUUGCCAAGGUUUUACCUGGAAGGACUGAUAAUUCAAUAAAGAAUCACUGGAAUAGUUCCCUGAAGAAAAAGUUGGAUUUCUAUUUGGCAACUGGGAAACUUCUUCCUGUUGCAAAGAAUGGUCUCCAAAAUGGCUCCAAAGAUACAAAACAAAUUACUGCUGGUACUAAACAUUAUCUUAUUUAUUCAACUAGGGACUCAGAUUCAACUGCCCAAACUUCAUCAGAAAGUAGAGACUUAGGCAAGCUGAAUGAAGAUGGCAAGGAUCAAGUGGAGUCCUCAACUCUAGUUCUAGAUAUGGCUGCUUCAUCAAGGGUUCGUCCAAGUGAUUCUCUCAAUUCUGAUUUUGUUGAAUGUAAGCCACAGUCAGCUAAGAUAGAUCUUAGCUGCUCGGAAUCUAUGCCAAAGCUUGAGAAUUGUGCAAUCAAUUCUGAACUUGUUGACAACCAAGUAAUUGGGUCACAACAGCAAUUUGGAACUCCAACCUAUGGUUCUUUGUGCUAUGUUCCAUUAUAUUCAGAUCCUUUAAACAAAUGUCUUCUGCAGCAUGAGUGCAACUCUACUCCCAUUACUUCACCGAUUAGCUACUUCAGUCCACCUUGUGUGAAGGGCAGUGGUUUAAGUGCUAGAAGUCCUGAAUCUAUAUUGAAAAUUGCUUCUGAGACUUUCCCGUAUACUCCUCCUAUUUUAAGAAAGAGAAAGUCAGAAGGUCAAGCUUCAUCUGAUACUAAAAUAAUGGGAAAAGUAGAUGGGGAGACAACAGAUACAAGUACUCCUAUUGAGUCUACUGGAAAGGCUUUCAAUGCAUCUCCUCUAUAUCGGUUAAGAUCCAAACGCACUGCUGUUUUCAAGUCUGUGGAAAGACAACUUGAAUUCACUUUCAACAAGGGGAAGCGUCAUGAUAAUACCAAAUCUAGGGAAUUGUCUGUGAAUGCAAGUUGUCCUAUUACCGAAGAUUUGCACACAACAAAACUCAGGUGACCUAGGGCAUAACCUGAAUAAAUGAAGAUACUUGAAAUUUGCAAAUGAGAACAGAAUUUGUUUCUGCAAAUGUUCAAUAGUGAUGAAGCACAAAACUUUUUCUAAUAUGCUUAGAAUGUUGCACUUUCACUGACUCUGCCUGAUCAUACUGGAGAGACUCAUACACUUGUUUAUUCACUGGUAUUAGGCAUCUUAUUUCUGUAGAAUAAGAAGUUAUGGGACCCAAUAAUUUGUGAAGAAUACUGAUGGUAACAGUUAGUGUACAGAAUCACCCCUCAGGACAAAAAUGUGCUUAUAAGUUCUUCCUCCAGUAUGCACAGAUAGAUCAUGUAGCAUUUUUUAUGUGACUUUCAUAUUUUGUAGCAUUAUUUAUGUGACUUCAUUUCAAGCAGUCUAGGUUUUGCGUGUUGUUAUCGACA